Photinus pyralis (common eastern firefly) is the source of this 855-nucleotide messenger RNA. RefSeq lists its product as uncharacterized. Gene Ontology annotation, molecular function: protein binding. The record is from RefSeq and is a predicted model, not a curated record. Bases 67 to 834 code for a protein of 255 amino acids. The transcript is spliced from 3 exons. NCBI's taxonomy places the organism in Eukaryota, Metazoa, Arthropoda, Insecta, Coleoptera, Lampyridae.
AUGAAUAAAAUCGUUUCCCGUCAUUCACUUACGAAAUUUUAGUCUAUCAUUACACGUUUCAUUAAAAUGGCCCCGCACAAUAAUAAAAAUUUUAGUGGCAAAUUCCGCAUUAACCGUAACCCGACACCCAUUAACGUUUUACCAACCGAAAUACUGCUGCAUAUAUUUUCAUUUUUGAGCAACGAAGAAAUUCUAAGUAAGGUACGGCAUGUCUGCAGAAGGUGGAACCUUUUAACUCCAAAACCGACCCUGCAUGUACAAAGGUUAAGAAUAUUAAAUCCCAAAAGGCCGAAAACGCAGCAGAUUUGUGAUAUAAUCAACUCGUCUCCUAAUAUAACGGACGUAACAAUAUCGUGCCGAUCAGAUUUACCUCUUAUACUUAAUGCGAUCGGAAAAGCGAGCAAAGAGCUGAGGAAACUCAAAAUAAUUAAUGGCGACUUUUGCAAACGUAGCAGAUGCCGCGCGGGUAUAAACAAAAUCUUGAAAAAGUGUAAAAAACUACGCCGCAUCGGUAUAGACGAGAAUAAAUACUAUUUUCGUAAAUCGUUUAAAUUGUCGGUCAAAGAACAUUCUGGAAGGCGGUGGUCGUACAAGUCAACAAUGGACAUACGGAACACUGAACAUAAUCAAAUUCCAACCUUGCUAGGCUUAAACAGAUAUUCAUUGGAAAUUCCAAUACCUUUGAAUAGUUCCGUCGUGGAGGAGUACUUGAGGACAUCUUAUCCAGGAUUCCAAGUCGCGGUCCACAAGCAAUCGCAUUUGGAACAUUUUUUAAGCUUGGUUAACAAUCACACUUCUCCACAUGAAACCGAUUGUAUUUUAAAAGUGCUUUAAAUAAACAUGUAUAUUUCGGUA